CAACCUCUAUCCUUCUCUCCCCUACCCCUUCCCAACCUCCCACAGGUAUAUAUGAGGGGCGAUGCUGUGGUUCGGUGGGGUAUGACCCCAGAAACCAAAUCUGCUGUGGUGGCAAGGUGACCACAAAAUAUCCAAAUGAAAACCAGUGUUGUGGAGAGAAGUCGUACAGUGUGCUGGACCAGACAAAGCUGUGCUGCAGCGGAGUGCUUCAUGACCUGAUCGGAUGCAGUUUGGAGGGAGCGGAGUGCGUUGGGACCAGGAUUCACUGCCCACAAUCAGAAACUCAGUGCGGGUCGAUUCUGCACCCACAACGAGGCCUGCACUGCUGCGGAGAACAGACCUAUGACCCCGAUAAGGAUCUAUGCUGUGCUGGACACCGAUGGCCAGGGAAAAGGGGAAUGGGGUGCUGUGGGGUCCAGCCCUAUGACCCUGGGGACCCCAAAACGAAGUGCUGCUCUGGCCACCUCCACAGCCUGCAGGCGGGGCACCAUGGCAAGGCGCAGUGCUGCGGGGUCCACCUGAUCGCCAACGCGUCCCUCCAGUGCUGCGCCUCGGCCCAGAAGCAGCUGCCGUACCCCAGGACGCCCGGCCUCUCCUGCUGCGGACACUUCCAGUACAACACUACCCAGCACUACUGCUGUGCGGGACACCUCCGCAGAGCCACCCCCGCCGUCCGGCACAGGGAGAACUCGGGGCACUGUGAGCUUAUAACUUCGGACACCCAGAAGGCUCUGCAUGAGCUAUGCAAAAAGACAGUACUCAUAGGGUCAGUGGAAAGCAUGGCGGUGAAAGAAAAUGGGUCCCGUGAAGUUGUGGUAAAGAACGUCCUGCAGAUCCAUGUGGAGAAGAACUUGAUCGCCCUGAGGGGUACCCUCGUGCUCCUCUUGAAUCACUGUAGCUGUCCGCCACUGGCCAAGGAUGGGCUCUACCUGUUCAACCUGCAGGAGACCAACAGAAUGACCAUCUCUGACCUGAGCACGACCGUCUCCCCGGUGUAUGACCUGCUGUCUGCGCGCCAAUGGGCUCAUCUUAAAGUCUGAAAGUUCGACUUUUUUUUAAAGCCAUUUUUGUGACUGUAUGAACUCCCCAGUAAAAGAUGCCGUUUGUUUUCCGAUCCCCUUUUUUGUACUUGGAGGACAGGGGAUGCAUAAAGAAGACUGAGGGUGUUUUGCAGUCCAAGCUACUUCAUAUGCUAUAUAAGUGCUUUGAUAGACUUAUAGACUUAACCAUUUGGUUGUAUCAUAUAUGCUAUAUAACUACUGUAUUCUCAGGGCAUUCAGCAAUCCAUGUUAAACGUCAUAUUUAGAUAACAAUGCAGCGGAUUUGUGUUUUUCUUUAUGAAGUCCAGAGGUGCUGCAGCCCUGGAGCUCUUUGUAUUUCUUUGUCAACGUGCCCUGGAAAAUUGACAUGGAGCCAGGCACAGAGGCAAAAACAACACUGAUGAAAUCUGAUGAAAUAUCUAGUACAGUGUCUAGUAUUCCGUCUGGGUUCAUUUUUUGUCUGUUUUUUCUGACGACAUGUUUUCACUCAGUUCAACUGUUCAUCCACCUACCGGGUAUUCUCUGCGUCUGGGUUCAGUGAUGGGUCGUCUCCUCGUGAGUAGAUUAAGGGCUCUUAAUGCCACGACCUUGGUUUGAUUCCAACCCAAAGUCUGGAGACAGGCACAUGGUGCUAUUAAGAUGUGUUACUCAAUGUUAUUCCCAUCUCAGUUUCUGAUUGCCCCCUCGCCCCCCUGUGCUUUGUGACAACAAAAUAUGGAAAUUCUCUCUCGUUCCCAUGUUUUUAAUUUAACCGAUGUUCAAUGUUGUGAAACUAAUUUUUCUCAGCAGAUAUGAUGCUAAAUCACAGUAUUUAUAUUUUUUUUACUGAUUUUGAAUCGAGUAUAGUGUUGUAAAUCCAAAGGUAGAAUAUAAAUUAUUUUUUUUUUAAAUUUUGUUCAUUUUGUACUGUAUUCACAGUCCUGCACUACCACCAAAUGUGAUUUAGGCAUCACCACUGUUUACUGGACGAAGACACCGCGAGUGUAACUUCUGUGGCAAUAUUUUUGAUCCCUGUUGAUCCGAUUACAUACAAUGAUAUGUGCUUUUAGCUUCCCAUUGUUACAGUAUUGUCUUCGCCAGAAGUGUGUGUGCUUAUAACAUUGUGUAACAUUGUAUAAUGAAUGAGACUAGGCAAGGGAGUUAGCUGCAGAGAACAUCCUUCAUAUAAGGGGUUGGACUUGCGAAAUGUACAACUGAAAAUCUAAUAAUCAGAAAACAAAAUAAAUGUGUUUAUUGCUUAUUCAAUAAAGCUCAUUUUGAAAGACA
Messenger RNA from Anguilla rostrata (American eel), 2306 nucleotides. RefSeq lists its product as uncharacterized. The coding region runs from base 399 to 1040 and encodes 213 amino acids. The transcript has 5 exons. Lineage: Eukaryota; Metazoa; Chordata; Actinopteri; Anguilliformes; Anguillidae. The record is from RefSeq and is a predicted model, not a curated record.